AUGAAAAAACGUUUGGAGUGUCUGUUGUUACGUAUUCCUGUUUAUCAUUGUAUUGCUUUUCAAGUUGAGUGUAUGCAUUAUAAAGGUGGAACAAUUACAUGGAAACCGACAGAUGCUUAUUCCACAGCUGAUCCUGUGGAAAUACUUAUCACAGAAAAACACUCAUGGACAUUAGGUCGUUAUUUUUGUGAUGCAAAUACAAUAAAUACGCAAGGUCUUUAUUAUGAUGAUACUGCAGGUUCAACAUCGGGUUUUCCUACCGUUGAUUGUCAAUCAAGCAGUGUCUCGUCGUGCUCACCAUUCACACCCAUUGAUCAUAUUACACUUUGUACAGAUUUUAGUAAUAAUUUAACAAUUAGUAGUGGUGCUUGGUAUGAAAAACAAUAUUUAGAUCGAACAACAAAUAUUUGGGUAGGUUGGACGGGAUCAGCGUGGUCAACUGAUGUAGAUCCAAGUGGAAACGCAAGAUGGAGCGUUCUUACCAAAAUAGAUUUGACAUUGGGAACACCGAUUAAUACAUCACCAGUUACUGGCUCAUUACCUAUUAUACGUGUUUUGGUUAAUACACAAGCUAUUAUUCAAAUUCCAGCUGCUGAUUGGGAUCUUGGUCAAGUUUUGAAAUGUCGUUUCGCGAAUACUUUUGAUGAAUGUGGUGAUGUGUGUGGAAUGUUAACAAGUGCAAAUAUUUCUGCAUCUGAUUGUACCAUAGAAUGGAAUGCUGUAUUUAAAACGGGCCAAACAGCUUCUACAUAUAUAGCUGCCAUCAUGGUCGAAGAUUUUCUGAGUACUGGUGGAUCAGCGCUAAGUGCUGUACCACUACAAAUGGUUAUUUAUGUCUAUAGUGCCGGUCCUGGCGCAUGUGCGAAUGGCCCACCACAAGUUAUUGGAGCUAGACCUAAUCGGGCAUGUAUUGCUGCUACACCUGGUGUUCAGUUCAGUGAACAAGUUUAUGCUGAAGUCUAUUGUAAUACCGAUAGCAUUGUAGAAUUUAUAACAACGUCACCGUUAUACAUGACAAAAUCGUCCACAAUAACAAACAUGGGACUAAAUAGUGACGGACACAUGCAAUUUGGUAUUACACUCACUUGGACACCGAUAUUAGACCAAGCUGGUCCCCAAGUGUUUUGUGCCUGCGCACUUGAUAAUAAUGGCUUAUCUGGGUCACAAUACUGCUUUACGUAUGUUGUCGGAGCUACUAGUCCCGAUCUUCAACCUAUCAUUGCCGUUCAAGGAACUGGAUCACCUGUGGGAGUCGUAUUUUCAAAUCAAUCAGUAUUCAGUAUACAAGCGUCUGCUACUGUUCACCGUCCUAAUCGUAAUGGUACCUAUAUUAAAAUUUAUCAUCAAAACGGUACUAUGGUUUGGUCGAUUGAUUGUGGUUGGAGUCCGGAUGUUUUCUAUACAAAUCAAACAAUUGUAUUUAUUGUGCAAAAUGCGAAUUGGGAUGCUGGAGCUCUUUAUUAUAUUAAUUUCGAUAGCGGCGCAUCAUCUGGCACAGCUUUCUGCGGCCCGGAAUCAGCACCAAUCACAGGUAGCACGUUCUGGAAUUUUACAAUUUGGGAUUCAAGACGAUCAAGUACAACAACAACCACCACCACAGCUGGAACAGUCCCUACCCCUUUGUCGACAACGACGCCCAUACCCGGUCUAACAACAACCGGCAUAGCUUUGACCUCAACGACUACCGUUACGACCAGUACGACCACAUCCACAACAUCUGAUACAACAUCAACCACAUCAACCACAACUGUUACCACCGCUACCACAACUGAACCGGAAAUGACUGUCUUUUCACCAAAAGAUUUUGAAAUAGCAUGCAUUCAGCCUGUCACAAUCAUGACGGCUGUCAUGUUCGCAGCAAUGAUCCCUAUACAUAUAACCGCCAUGUUUACAAUGUAUUUGCAAUUGAAUAAAAAAUAUAACCCAAAUAAAAUUGCAGCCGAAUUGAGAAUAAGUAAAUUUUAUCAAAGAAAACGAUAA
Molecule: messenger RNA, 1980 nt
Organism: Didymodactylos carnosus
Lineage: Eukaryota; Metazoa; Rotifera; Eurotatoria; Philodinida; Philodinidae
Source: the annotation of a GenBank genome assembly